Molecule: messenger RNA, 1893 nt
Organism: Dovyalis caffra
Lineage: Eukaryota; Viridiplantae; Streptophyta; Magnoliopsida; Malpighiales; Salicaceae
Source: the annotation of a GenBank genome assembly
AUGGUUCCCCCAUCUCAGAAGAAAAGCCUUCUCUCUCUUUUAUCCAUCAACUUAAAGAAACUCACAAUCACACCUCCAAAUUCCAACUCCAACACUGACUUCGACUUCUCUGAUGUAUUUGGAAUUGGCCCAUCAUCAGCUUCAACCUCAAACCAUUCACACUCGCCUUCCACCUCAGCUUCUUCUUUGCGGGACCCACUUGUCAUCCACAACAGGUCCCACUCUUUUGUGGGUCCCUCCCCUCGCUACGCACCCUCUUCUUCUCCCCUUCCCUUCCACCAAAUCCAAGAAGACGAUGAUGAGGAUAUAGAGUUACAAGUAGUGGAAAAUCAAAAUUAUGACAAGAAAAGGGGUAACACCGAUGACGAUGAUGAUGAUAAGGGUCAAGUGGGCAGUAUUGAAAAUAAUAAUAAAAAUAGCAGUAAAAUUGGGCCUGCUGAUUUUGAGAUUUUGAGAUUGGUAGGAAAGGGAGCAUUUGGUAAGGUGUUCCAGGUGAGAAAGAAGACUAGUAGUAAUGGUGAAGAAGAAGAAAAGGAAGGUAGUGGAGAUGGGAUUUAUGCCAUGAAAGUAAUGAGGAAGGAUCCAAUUAUUAAAAAGAAUCAUGUUGAUUACAUGAAGGCCGAGAGGGAUAUCCUUACUAAAGUGAUGCAUCCCUUUAUUGUUCAACUUCGCUACUCUUUUCAGACCAAGUCUAAGCUGUAUUUAAUCUUGGAUUUUAUAAAUGGAGGUCACCUGUUCUUUCAUCUUUAUCGGCAAGGGAUGUUCAGUGAGGAUCAGGCAAAGGUCUAUACUGCUGAGAUAGUAUCUGCUGUUUCCCAUCUUCACACCUGUGGGAUUGCGCAUCGGGAUCUUAAACCUGAAAAUAUUCUCUUGGAUGCUGAUGGGCAUGUUAUCCUGACUGAUUUUGGACUGGCAAAGGAAUUUGAUGGAUCGAGUAGAUCCAAUUCAAUGUGUGGGACCACUGAAUACAUGGCUCCGGAAAUUUUACUGUCUAAAGGACACAACAAAGAUGCAGAUUGGUGGAGCAUUGGAAUACUUUUGUAUGAAAUGUUAACUGGGCAGCCACCAUUUACGCACUCAAAUAGAAAGAAGCUUCAGGAGAGAAUUAUCAAAGAGAAAGUCAAACUUCCACCAUAUCUUAGCAGUGAAGCUCACUCUUUGCUGAAAGGAAAAGAACCAUCAAGAAGGUUAGGCAGUGGUCCUGGUGGAGGGGAUGAGGUCAAAGGCCAUAAAUGGUUUCAGUCAAUCAACUGGAAAAAAUUAGAGGCGAGAGAACUGCAGCCAAAGUACAAACCAGAUGUGAGUGGCAAAGACUGUACAGCCAACUUCGACCAAUGUUGGACAACAAUGCCCCCUAAUGAUUCACCAGCUCCCACACCAACAGCUGGUGAACAUUUUCAAGGGACAAAAUUGGGUUUGUUGCUAUGUUUGCAUACUGGUCCUUAUAAAAUCCAUAGAGUAGCCAUGAGUAGCAAACAUAGAAGCAACAACUCCCUCUGUGAGAAGUCAAUGAAGAUGGUGGUAAACAUCAUAAAACUGUCUUCCUUUUCUAUUGCUAAGAUGAGUCUGGGAACACCUAGUCCUCCAGUUGUCACCAAAAGCCUUGUCCCUGGGACAGGCUCAGUUAUGGUUGUUAAUGAACCAUUGCUGUCUCAAAUUCCAGGAAGUCAAAGGUCACAGGAGCCACAGGGAAGCUCAAAGCCAAUAUCAUUUGUGAUGCAGCCGGAUGAAGGGAAUGGUUCUUCGCAUGUGAUCCACAAGGAGAAUAGUGUUAUAGAUGGGAGGGCUUCUGAUUAUAUCAGAAAGGUACAUGAGAAAAACCGCAAUGAUGCUCGUGAGAUGUCAAAACUCUCUCCUUACAUACUACCUCCUCCACCACGAGCAGUGAAGUAG